UCCCUAUUUACUUGUCAAAAUAGCAAAUUUUCAUUCGGACCAGAAUCGAAGGGAAAUAUGUCUGCUGUUCUCAACCACGCAAUUCGUCGCCAAUUUGGCGCUACCGCCGCCAGGAACAUGUCCGGCACUGCCGCCGUGGCUGGUGAGCACUCCGGUGGCUACAAGGUGUGGAAGCGCCUGUCCUUCUUCGUGGCCGUGCCCGCCGUGGGACUGUGCAUGCUGAAUGCCUACCUGAAGCACCAGGAGGAGCACGACAAGCCCCGCCAGGAAUUCGUCAAGUACGACUACCUUCGCCGCCGUGAGAAGCGUUUCCCUUGGGGCGAGGGCAACAAGAGCUUGUUCCACAACCCCCAUGUCAACCCUCUGCCCGAUGGCUAUGAGCACUAAAUAGCCACCAAUUCCGUUAAUGGGGAUGCACUUGUUGGGUACUUCGCAUUUCGGAGCGGGGUCGUCCAGUAUGUAAUCGUUAAUGUAAACUGAACUUUAGGCGGAAAUACACACAUAAAUAACCAAAACACAAGAUGAUGUUGGCGCUUCAAUAAAGAACUAAAUCCAC
Molecule: messenger RNA, 556 nt
Organism: Drosophila bipectinata
Lineage: Eukaryota; Metazoa; Arthropoda; Insecta; Diptera; Drosophilidae
Gene: levy
Product: levy
Biological process (GO): mitochondrial electron transport, cytochrome c to oxygen
Cellular component (GO): mitochondrial inner membrane
Molecular function (GO): enzyme regulator activity
Source: RefSeq, a predicted model, not a curated record